AUGCUCAGAGAAUACUCUAAAUCCCGCUUACUCUCAUCUCACAGGAUGAGAGGCGAACCAACGGGUGAAUAUACAGUCCGAACCUGGAGAGUCACUCUAAACUACCUUCUUACACUAUCAAAUCUACGCAUUAAAAGACUAGCUAAUGACGCCAUCUGCCCAAGAUGUCAGCAGGGUGUAGAGAACAGAGACCAUGUCUUUCGAGAAUGCGCUGCUGCAAAGGAAACAUGGAAUAGCUUACAAUUUGACUGGCCUGAAAGAGUAGCAAAUAUGGAAUUCAUGGAAUGGUUCAUGGAAUGGUUUACCUGGACUGUGCACAACAACAGUAUUGAUAUUUUUCAAUCCUUCUUAUGCACCAUCUGGGCUAUCUGGUCGGCUAGAAACAAAUGGAUCCACGAAGGCAAGAAAAUGUCAGGAGCAGAGACGACAAGAUUUAGCGUACAGUACUUACAAGAACUAAACAGCAUUAAACGGGGAAAACUUGCCUCUAGCCUGAUUAGAGCAGAAUGGAAGCCCCCGAUUCAAGGUGUAUGA
This is a messenger RNA of Gossypium arboreum, 534 nucleotides long. RefSeq lists its product as uncharacterized. The transcript is spliced from 2 exons. Bases 1 to 534 code for a protein of 177 amino acids. The record is from RefSeq and is a predicted model, not a curated record. NCBI's taxonomy places the organism in Eukaryota, Viridiplantae, Streptophyta, Magnoliopsida, Malvales, Malvaceae.